GAUGAAGAAGAUGAUUUUAAAUAUCUGAUUAAUCUUUGUGGAUGUACCUUGACGAGUCUCAAUUUAUAUUAUUAUCCUGUUUCUUCCGUGAUGCAAUUGAUUAAAUCUAAGUGUCCAAAUCUCAAUGCACUUUUAUUAAGAUUUAAAGAAGUGGAAAGUAAAGAUUUUGAUGAUGUUUUUUCGAACAUGAAUCAUCUUGAAACAUUAAUAAUUAAUUGGCCACGUAAAAACUUAACUUUCCCAAUGACUUUGAUCAAGUCAUUAGAACAAGUUUGUGAAACCUUAAAAACGUUUUUCGUUUUAUGCGAAGGUGAAAAAUCUUGGCUUUCUGACAGAACAUUUACAUUCGAUUCUUUGGUAUUAGCUCCAGAAACUGAAGCUUUAAUGGAUGUAAUUGGUAAUAUGAAAAAUCUCGAGUGUGCAAGAAUCUCAUUGGAUUAUGGUUUUACAGAUGAAUUACUCGUGAAACUUACCAAUAAUUGUAAAAAUUUGAUAUCUUUAAAAGUCCGUAGUCCAAAUAUAACGGAUAAAGGUUUAAUUGCAGUUAAUAAUUUGAAACAAUUAGAAUAUUUUUCCCUUGAUUUAAUGGGAGCAAAUAUAGAAAAUAAUUUCAUCACUGAUCGGUCAGUUCAAUGUUUGUUCAACAACAAUAUAGAAGAGUUGUAUCUACCGAAUUGUAUUAAUAUCACCAACAGCUCAGUGAUCGAACUCGUUAAAAAUUUACCGAAUUUACGAACUCUCGAUAUUAGAAAUACAAAAGCAACUAUUGAAGUUGUCGAAGAAAUUGCUCAGCUAACAGGAGACAGUGAACUAAGCUUAACCAUAUAUGUGUCUUUUAAAAUUCAUGAUUAUAACUCCUUUAUAGUAGGGUGGGAACAUCCAUUCUUUGUCGUACAAGUUAACCGAGCACUAAGGUUUAAGAGUUCAUAUAGAGAAUACCAUACCCAGUUUUAAUUAGUGUUUGUGCUUAUGUUUUUUAUGAAACAUAAACAUAUGGUAAUAUAAAUAUUUUUUGUUUAAUUAUAGUUUUGUAAAAUUGUAAAUACCAUAUUGUUUUUUGAAAACUUUAAAACUCAAGAUGUAAUUCAAGAAUGCAUAUGACACGUGAAGAA
This is a messenger RNA of Aphidius gifuensis, 1112 nucleotides long. RefSeq lists its product as uncharacterized. Gene Ontology annotation, cellular component: SCF ubiquitin ligase complex. The record is from RefSeq and is a predicted model, not a curated record. Lineage: Eukaryota; Metazoa; Arthropoda; Insecta; Hymenoptera; Braconidae. The coding region runs from base 91 to 954 and encodes 287 amino acids. The transcript has 2 exons. Gene Ontology annotation, biological process: SCF-dependent proteasomal ubiquitin-dependent protein catabolic process.